AUGCCCGUGAGGCCCGGUCAGCGAGAUGGGAUCCAACACGACCAUCUGGCCAACAUUCCGGAAGCAAACCCGUACCAGCAGAGAAGAUGGGUCAAGAGAUAUCGGACGGAGGUUGCUGCAUCCCUGAGCUCCAUCCUGUCCACGUUCGCCGCUUUUCCAUUGGACUCCGUGAAGACACGAAUGCAGACGUACAAAUAUGACAGCUUUACGGAUUGCAUUCGGCAUACCUACAAGACAGAGAAGUGGCGGGGUUUCUUUCGAGGGGUUACGGCACCUAUGGCAAGCGUUACUCUGGUCCGCACGAUUUCAUUCUCUGUAUACCAAAGAUCCAAGUACACCUACGCCGCCUGGUUCAAGCGCAAUUUCGGCGUAGACCCUCUUGUCCAUGUUAACACUCCUGGGACCUAUCCGACUUUCUCUACAGUUGCAUGCUUUGGAGCUGCAGGAGCUACAGCUGGAUCUUUCAUCACACUGGUAGCAUGUCCUUUUGAAUUGACCAAGCUUAGCGCUCAAGUAUCAGUUCUCAUGGCAGAUCGAAAUCGCACGAGCGUUUCCGAGCCAGCCACCGGAAGGACUAUUGCCGUUGCUUCAAGCUACCAGAACAAGGGCACAUUCAAAACUGCAAAGAACAUUGUGAAGCAUCGUGGAUUCAUGGGGCUAUACUCUGGCUUCAAUCUGCAUCUGCUCCGAGAUACGUUAGGUACUGCGAUCUAUUUCAUGACCUAUGAAAGUAGUAAGCAGAUCCUUACCACAUACCGCCGCGAUAAAUCUCCCACAAAUCCAUUCGCCGUAGUGGUUGCUGGUGGGCUAUGUGGAGUGGCAAGUUGGGCUUUGAUUUAUCCGAUCGACUCCGCGAAAUCGAUCUAUCAACGAAAUUGUCUUACGCAUUGCAAGGGCGAAAGGGUUGAGAAGGCGCCGAAGAUCCAAUUCUUCAACAAGAGGAUGUACCGCGGCUUAGGAGUCUCGAUGGGUCGAUCAUGUGUUGUGAACUCGAUCUUUUUUUCGGCUUUCGAAUUCAUCAAGAAGCAGAUAAAUGCUCUUGAAGACUAG
Molecule: messenger RNA, 1050 nt
Organism: Hyaloscypha bicolor E
Lineage: Eukaryota; Fungi; Ascomycota; Leotiomycetes; Helotiales; Hyaloscyphaceae
Product: mitochondrial carrier
Exons: 4
Coding region: 1-1050 (349 amino acids)
Biological process (GO): transport
Molecular function (GO): transmembrane transporter activity
Source: RefSeq, a predicted model, not a curated record